CGGGGCGAUGAACGGUCUCCGGCGGGCUUUGUUGCUCGGCUUGCCCCGCCUGCGAGGUCGACCGCUUCUGGGGUCCGGCGGCGGCGGCGCGAGCGUGUUGUCUCGGCGUUUCGCAACCAGCGAUCUCUGGCGCUGGCAGACAGCGGCGAUAGCGCUGCACGAGGGGCAGGAGGAGGAGUUCGUCUUUCCCGAGUACCUACCUGAAAAUCCGGACGCUGAGAGGAAGCAGUUGGCGCCCGAGAAGGAACAUGCGCAGCCCCGAGAGGCCAAGAGCGAGGUCCUGCCGGAGCGGACACGGAGCGAACGGCUACGGCAGCGGCUGCAAGAACGGCGCCGAAAGGCAGCAGGAGGGGAACACAAGGUGUCGGGGCGGCCCGACCCGUCGGUGCCGACGAGCGGAGUGAGCUGCUCGGGCUGCGGCGCGGAGUUGCACUGCCAGGAUCCUGCCGUGCCGGGGUACCUGCCUAGCGAGAAAUACCGGAGUCUGGUGGGCCUUCAAGAGCCGCAGCUACCCCAGGAAGAAGAUGGUGUUGGGCCGAAGGAUCGGGAGCCCGCCGAGGAGUCAAGCCAAAAGCAGCAAGCGCUGAAGGACGCCCGGUGCCAGCGCUGCUGGCUCUUGGUGCAUCACAGGCGGGCCCUGCAAGUGCAGAUGCCCCGGGAGGAGUACCACAACGUGGUGAGCUCCGCUCUGCGCAGCCCCCCUCGCCAUGGCCGCCCACACCUGGUGCUCUGUAUGGUGGAUCUUCUGGACCUGCCAGACUCAAUCUUGACUGACCUGCCCGACCUGGUGGGGAGCGAAGCCCACAUCUUCGUGCUGGGCAACAAGGUGGACCUUUUGCCUCGCGACUCCAACAAUUAUCUGAAGCGCCUGCAAGAGCAACUGAGGGCGAUGUGUGCCAGGGCUGGCCUUCUGGAGAGCGGGAACCAGCGUGUAGUUGACGUGCACCUCAUCAGUGCCAAGACAGGCUAUGGUGUAGAAGAGCUGAUUUCUAAGUUGCAGCGCUCCUGGAAAUUCAAUGGGAAUGUGUUCCUUAUUGGAGCCACCAACAGUGGAAAGUCUACCCUCUUCAACACUCUCUUGCACUCAGACUACUGCAAGUCCAGAGCCUCAGAAGCGAUCAACAGGGCAACAAUCUCGCCUUGGCCAGGAACAACCUUGAAUCUGCUGAAAUUUCCAAUUAUUAAUCCUACACCGUACAGAAUAUUCCGGAGGAAAGAAAGAUUAAAGGCAGAUGCAGAGAAAGCAGAGGAAGACCUCAGUGAGGAUGAACAGGAACAGCUUAAUAGACUCAAAAAGCAAAGCUACUUAGUAGGCAGAAUUGGACGAACUUUUCUACAAACACAAAAGCUAAGAAAAAAUAAUGAAAUAGAGUUUGAUGCUGAAGCAUUGUCUUUUAGUAUGGAGGAAGAACCUUAUGUCCCAUCCAAAACUGCUACAAAAAAAAUUGAGCUUUCAUACAAUGAAGUGAAAGAUGCUCGCUGGUUUCAUGACACUCCAGGGAUUAUAAAAGAUGGCUGUGUUUUAAACCUCCUAAAUGAAAAUGAAAUCAAACUCGUCCUGCCAACCACUGCCAUUGUUCCACGGACUUUUAUACUCAAGCCUGGGAUGACUCUGUUUCUAGGUGCAUUGGGACGCAUAGAUUAUUUACAGGGGGACCAGUCCUCCCAUUUUUCUGUUGUGGCAUCUAAUUUUUUGCCUGUGCACAUCACUACAGUAGAAAAAGCAGAUGACAUCUAUCAAAAGCAUGCAGGUCAAGCAUUACUGAAGGUUCCUAUAGGAGAAGAACGAAUGAAAGAUUUCCCACCACUUGUUCCUGAGGAUGUGAUGCUGGAAGGGAUCAGUGACUCUGAGGCAGUGGCUGAUAUAAAGCUUUCAACUGCUGGUUGGGUUGCAGUCACAGCAGAAUCAAGAAACAAAAUGCAUCUAAGAUGCUAUACUCCAAAAGGAACAACACUGACAGUACGUAAACCACCUCUGCUGCCAUAUAUUGUUCAAAUCAAAGGGGACCGUCUGAAAGGAAAUGCAGCGUAUCAGACUAAAAGACCACCUGCUCUUGUGCAGAAUUUAAAAGCUAAUGUAAAGAAGAAAAAGAAUCUGUUGAAAAAUUAAGGUGUAGUUAAUGGAUUUUCCAAUAUAACAUUUUCUCAAAGAUAGCAGACUGUUGUUUGCCCAAAUCACAUCAUUAAUUUCAUCUUUUUGUAGAACAAGUGUUGUAAAAUGUUUUGAGAUUUAAAAUAAUGGCCGUGUAGCACUGACAACUGCAGUAUUCUAUUUACAUUUCUUAUGCCCUGCUUUGGAAAACUUUUAAUUUUACUCAAUAAAUGUUGUCAAAAAAAGGGCAAUUGGUUAUAGUUCAGUGCAUGCAAGCAUCUUACCAGUGCUUGUAAGUUGUAAAUAGAGAAAAAAUUGUUUCUUGCUCUGCAAAACCCUCUUGAAAAUGUCAUGGGCUGUUUCUGGAAUUGGUGAAAGUUUAUACCAAUUGGCAACUCUGAAUAACCAAUCUUAGGGUGAUUAUUAUCUGUGAUAAUUGCAAAAUCCAAUUAAAUACAUGACUUUAUUAUGCUUUAAGAUGUUAAGUGCCUUCUAAUAUGCCAGUGCCCAUUCCUAACUACCAUCUGCAGACAGCCAACAUAAAGAGUAUGGCCAUCCAGCAGUAAAUGUGUGUCCAGGCAGCUGUGGAAUGGUAUCUGGUAAGCUACUUAAGAAAUGGACCGGGGUGGGAGGGGAUUUUAGGACAGGAAGAAUUUCAGGAAAGGAAAUCCAGUGGAACAUAUCAAAAGGGCUUGUUUCCAUUUGAAUUAAUGACAUUAAAACUGUGCUGCUUCUACCACGCUAGAGGCCCAGUGGCUUGUGAUUAUUAAUUACUCUUGUAGUAAAGCAUGGAGCAGUAUUGUGUUAAUAUUGUAAAUGAACAAAUGAAAAACUGUCAAUCAGGAAAGUUAACUUUUUUUACAUUUUGGACUUUCUGACAACAGGUAACAUUGAGCUACUGGGAUUUUUUUCAUCUAAAAGGGUCCCCCAAUUAGGGCCUAAUAAAAGCUGACUUCAAAAAGUGUUUUGAAUUCUGCUUUUGAUUGCCUGUUUGCAAAGUCCAAAGCAUUUUGCUGCUAUUUAAGUAUAAAGCAUACACCAUGGGUCCUCAAACUAUGGCCCGGGGGCCGGAUCUGGCCCGCCAUGCCCAUUUAUCUGGCCCGCCAGAGGUUUUGGACUUGCUGUUGGCGAGGCACCAGCUUGCUCGCAAGGAGAUCGUUUUGGAUUCGCUCAGAGAAAACCAUCUCUGCACACCUACCCAUGCCUCACCAUGUUCACGCCCCCCCCGCCCACACCGUCUUGGCGGCCCGCACCCAUCGCCAGCACCUUUCAACUGGCCCCCUGUUCAAAAAGUUUGAGGACCCCUGGCAUACACCAUCCAGCUCUAAGGUGUAGGCACAAGGUGAAUUAAUCUGUGUCUUCCAUUGAAAGAGACUGGAAUUACAUAGUCCUCAAAUCAAACAGAUCACAUAACCCCUAAGUAUUUUGCCCAUAAAAUAUAUGAAGAUUCUUCCCUUAUAGUCUUAAUUCUGCUGAUCAAACUGCUGAAGUGUGUUACCAGUUACCACUGCCUACAUGCUCUCAAUUGUGAAAAUCUUGGAUCAGCAGUUGCUUUUCGUGCUCUGAGAGACAAGAGAUGCAUCAUCAUUUCUGCCACUCUUUGUGUUGCAGCAUUGUGUGCAGCUAGAAGCAUGUGUAAAUGCACCUGGGAAGGAUGCACUUCAGGUAUAAGAGUAUUUGUAAACUGUUUUUUGGCCUGAAGCCAGACCCAAUACACUGGAAAAAAUAAUUGAACAAUAAAAUCAGUUCUUAAAGAUCUAAGAAAGACAGGUUCCCUUACCUGUAACUGUUGUUCUUUGAGUGGUCAUCUGUGUAUUCACACAUAUGGGUUCUUCGCUCAUGCGAUGAUACACAGAGACCAUUAAGAAUAACCAAGUUUAAAAGCAAAAAGAAACUAAUACUCUGAAAAGCUAGAAGAAAGAAUAGACAUUUUCUAUACUUGUAUCCUGUUCGUCUUGCAGUGUCCUGUACCUUGAAUGUAAAAAACCAUAGUGUAGAUGGUUCUGUAGCAUGAACACAUUUGUCUAGGAAUGCUUGUUUUAUCUAGGAAGCUUGAGAAUGGAUUUUUUCCUAAAUUUCCUACUUGGAAACAUCAUUGUGAUUUUCUGCUCAGGAGGAGGUAACUUGUGGACCCUCAGAUGUUUGGGCCUUUAAUUCUCAUGAUCCUUCACCAUGGUCUAGCAGUUGCUUCUUUCUGUACUGAAGUAAUCCUAAACAUUUGCUGAUAUACACAUUCUUAGAUUAUGUGCUUUAUGGACAUCAACAAAUGGAAAGGCGAAUGGCUUCACUACAUCCUUUCGACUGCUAAAGCUGGAAGGUUACUCACCUGCUAUAAGGCAAUGGACCGAGAUCCUUUAAAUGUUUUUGUUGUAACAACAAGGGACAUAGUAAUACCAACAUCAAAUGUCUAUGUAUUUGGAUAUUUGGUCUGCUUUUAUCAAAGCCACUGCAUGUAAUUGCUCAGAAGUUGUGUCUGUUAAGAUGGGGGGAAAUUAAAUGGCAUAACUUGCGCUUUCUCAACUAGAAAAGCUCAACAAGGGGGAUGAGCAGAAUCUAAUGGGCCAAAGACAUAAAACUUGUCUUUCUUUAAAA
Molecule: messenger RNA, 4684 nt
Organism: Varanus komodoensis (Komodo dragon)
Lineage: Eukaryota; Metazoa; Chordata; Lepidosauria; Squamata; Varanidae
Gene: NOA1
Product: nitric oxide associated 1
Exons: 7
Coding region: 8-2110 (700 amino acids)
Molecular function (GO): GTP binding
Source: RefSeq, a predicted model, not a curated record